Molecule: messenger RNA, 1852 nt
Organism: Lindgomyces ingoldianus
Lineage: Eukaryota; Fungi; Ascomycota; Dothideomycetes; Pleosporales; Lindgomycetaceae
Product: peptidase S28
Exons: 3
Coding region: 75-1787 (570 amino acids)
Biological process (GO): proteolysis
Molecular function (GO): dipeptidyl-peptidase activity; serine-type exopeptidase activity
Source: RefSeq, a predicted model, not a curated record
UCCUCUGGUGCAGGUUGAACGAGUUUCUUUCAAGCUUCUUCCUCUUCAAUUGAGGCGUCUCUUCAAUCCCCACCAUGCGUGCAUCAAUCUCAGUCUGCGCGAUGUCGCUCGCGCUCCUCCAACUUGCGGAAGCUCUGGGUGGAGCGCGAAGCCGGAAGUUCAGCUUGAUGGCAGAUAUGGGCCUUUUACCCGAUGGCACGCCCAUGCAUUUACCGUCCGACAUUAAGGCAGCAAUGCAAAUCGCAUCCUCACGUCCCCCUCCUGCGACAAAUGGGACACCUGAAAAAAUUGAGCCGGAAUAUGUCGAGUUACCUCUGGAUAACUUCGCCAAGAACAAGGACUACAGCUACCAAGGAACGUUCAAUAACCGGUUUUGGGUCGCUGAGUCUGCAUACAAGCCCGGCGGGCCUGUGUUCAUUUAUGACGUGGGUGAGGCGGAUGCGGAGCCCAAUGCGUUAUUUAGACUCCAGAAUACGACAAGCUUCUUUAAGCAGAUCGUGGACAAGUACAAUGGAAUUGGCAUAGUCUGGGAACAUCGGUACUACGGCAAUUCGACCCCAGAGCCCAUUGAUCUAAAUACCCCACCAGAGGUCUUCCAAUGGCUCACCACGGAGCAGUCGUUGGCUGAUGUUGACCGAUUCGCCAAGCAAUUCAAGAGGAAGAACAUUAAAUACAACUUGACGCCUGACAAGACCCCAUGGAUCUUUGUCGGAGGCUCAUACCCCGCCAUGCGAGCGGCCUUUAUGCGAGAUAAGUAUCCUGAUACCAUAUUCGCUAGUUAUGCUUCAUCGGCACCGGUACAGGCUCAGAAUGACAUGUCAGUGUACUUUGAGCCUGUCUGGCGAGGCAUGACCGAAUAUGGGUGGGGCAACUGUACCAAGGAUAUCAAAGCAGCUAUCCAAUACAUGGACAAGGUCAUGGAGAAUCCCACAGCAGCAGCAAACUUAAAGGAACGUUUCCUCGGACUAGGCGCUGGCAACAACAGCAACCCAACCUUUGCAGAUGCGCUGACAACGCCCUUCUACCUCUGGCAAUCAUACGGUGUAGAAGGUGGGGCUCUCGGACUUCGCUCUUUCUGCGAUUUCCUUUCAACAGACCCUCUGUCGAACAAGACGUCUGGUGCUGAUGGCUGGGCGGCGAUAAAGGGCGCAAACUACACCGUCAAUCGGUGGGCCGCGUACCCAAGAUUUACGACUAUGGUCAAUGGCUAUUUGACAACGAACUGCUCAGGAACCCUGCAGAAAAAGGGUGACUGCAAUCUGGACUUGCGGUUUGAUGAUCCAGCAAUGAUCAGCUGGACCUGGCAGUACUGUACUCAAUGGGGCUUCCUCCAAUCCGCUAACGUUGGCGCCCAUCAACUCGUCUCCAAAUACAAUUCUCUCGAGCACCAAAAAGACAUCUGCCACCGACAAUUCCCAACAGCCAAACCACCUCUCCUCCCCACCUGGCCUAGUGUCGACCGCACCAACGACGUCUUCGGCGGGUGGGACAUCCGCCCGUCCCAAGUAUACUGGUCUGGCGGCGAAUUCGACCCCUGGCGAACGCUCUCCCCACUCUCUGCAGAGUCAUUCGCUCCGCAUCCAAAGACGUUCCAAAACCCGCCCAAGUGUGGCGAGGAACAGGAUGAGGAUGAGAUCUUUGGGUAUGUGAUGAAGGGCGCGCAGCAUUGCUAUGAUUUCAGAACGACAUUUGCGGGCGGCAGUGUGAGCCGGAAGUACUUUACGGAUGCGCUGGAUCGGUGGUUGCCGUGUUUUAAAUCUAAGAAGGGUGGAAAUGGACAUAACUAGAACGAGGGAGAGAAGAGCAGACUAAAAUUCUGGGUAUAUUCGGGUUGCAUUGUGAUCAUGAAGGG